This is a messenger RNA of Drosophila arizonae, 2176 nucleotides long. RefSeq lists its product as uncharacterized. Lineage: Eukaryota; Metazoa; Arthropoda; Insecta; Diptera; Drosophilidae. The record is from RefSeq and is a predicted model, not a curated record.
CCAACAAAUUUAUAAGAAAAAGGUUCUUUUUGCUGUCCGCACUUCGUAGAGAAACCUCUUCAGCCUUCUGUUAGGCUUCCUCUUAAGCGUGAAUACUUUUACAAUUAGUUUGGCUUUUCAAUCAUUGGAGAACGGGAACAGCAAGUGAGUGAGAAGGCAGACAGGCAUCCGGCCAAUGUGAUCUUGGUGGGGUGUAUAGAAAUCGGUUGUAUGCCUGCAGGGGUAUUUCAGAGCUUCGGCAGUCCGAAGAUAGUUCGUAUCUUGUUUUGUUAUUUGCCGAGACUCACCUCAUUCGAAUCAAACCAAACCGAAGGCGCACACUCAGCAGGCUUUGCCCAUUCUCUGUCACAGUCACAUUCACAGUCUGGCUCUGGGUCUGGGUCUGGGUAUUAUAAUAACAAUUCAUUCAUACAAAUAAGACACACAGACACGAAUGUCAGCUCGCAAAAUCUGUCAGGCUAGUAUCGAAAAAUUGAGCCAAGCAAACAAAUUCUCGUAUCCUUGUUUUGUUGUAUUCCUAUUAAAAAUUUUUAAUUUUAUUUUUCGGCAAACAAGUUGAAUUUCGCCAAAUUGCGGUGCAAUCGGUUUUAAUAAUAAUUCUAAAAAGGGCAACAAGCAUUAUGAAUAGGAACAAACAGCAGCCACAGCAGCCACAGCAGCCACAGCAGCCGCAGCAGAACUCGAACCGCAUCAGGUCGCUGGGUCUAUUGGACAAGACACUGCCACUCACAGUCGCAACGCCGCCGCAGCUGCGCAAUCGCCGCCAAUUCCAGUUCAAUGGGAUGAGCUUCGAGACGAAUCCGCUCUCGCUGCAGAAGUCGCGUGGCGGCCUGGACGGCGAUGCUGGCGAUGGGCGCUUCUCAACGCCAGAGGAACGCCGAGAUUCCUCGUCCUAUCAUUCCUACAAAGCGUCGCAGCUGCCAACGGCCAGCCGCCUCUAUAGGCAGCGCAGCUGCCAGAGCGAAGUCUCUGCUGCUGGCGUCGAGCCGAGUAGCCCCCGGUUGGCUGCGACGCGAGUGCUGCAUCAGCCGGAGCAGCGAGCGGUGUGGUCGGCUGACAACGACAGUGGCAAUCACCGGGCCGGCGGCGAGGAUGCCUAUAGCAAUGGCUACAGCUGCAACUACAGCAACAGCAGCGCCAUUAAAAGCGCCAGCAACAACAACAUCAACAAACUCAACCACAUCAACAACAACAUCAACAAGAACAUCACCAACAACAUGAGAAACAGCAACAGCAAUAACAAUAUCAAGAACAACUGCAACAGCUCCGGCAGCAACACCGCCGAGCGGUUUCAGAAGGUGUUGGCCAAGUACGGCAAGCAGGCGGCAAGUGACGAAUACAGCGUCAACAACAACUUCAACAACAACCACAUCAAUAACUGCAGCAACAACAACAGCAACAUCAACAAUAGCAACAGCAACAUCAACAUCAACAACAGCAACACAGCCACCAACAAGGCCAGCUAUACCCACAGCAUCAACGCCAACAGCAACCUGAGCAGGAACUACAACAACAGGCUGACGGGCUACUCCUACAGCAACAAUAUUGAGAGGAAGAGCAACAUCCAAGAGGAACCCAGCAGUGAUCUGGGUCCGAGGGAACCGGCCGUAUACCCGACGAGGCCAUACAGUCGCUCGCUGAAGUUGAGUGGUUUUCGCUACGGGCAGAUGCGAGCGGGUGGCGGUUGCAGCUCGGCCGUGGCCAACGGCUCCAAGAUGGACUACAUUACACUGGCUGGCUUCCUGCUGGGCUAUCUGACAUCGAAUCUGUUAUUUUUCCUCUGCUGGUACUUCACCUGGCUGAAGGGGCAGGUGGUGAAGCUGCGCAAUCAUUUCCUUGGUCAGGCGAAUCUCUGGGAGUUUUUCGACUUCGAGGACACCACACGCUACUCAAUGCAGACCAAAUUGCUUCUGGCCCCAAUUAUACUUGGCUGCAGCAUUCUCUAUUGUGUCGUCAACGUGCUCCAUUUGCUGAUCAAGCUGGUGCGCGCCGACGUUCCGCGCACCGUUAUCGAUUUAGUGCAGCGCAUCGCCCGCAACCACUGGCCCUAGCUCUCUAGCUAUUGCGACCCGUGAGCCUCAAUUGCAACUCUCCCAAACAAAAAUAAUCGGUGGUCACCCACACACAAGCGCACACACUCAGUCUCAGCUGGCUAACUGAAAUAACACACACAUAC